UAUAGUACGUGUAGAUCUUCUGCCACGUGGCCACACAACCGUACGCCACGCAAAAUUAAUAAAGAAACAAAAAAAAACCUUUAUUUCGCCUCUUUGCAUUCGAAAUCCAAAUUAAAUAAUUUACUUUAAGAGGUAAAAAAUAAAAUCGCAUCAGAAUAACACACAUUCAUAGUGCCAAUCGCAGUGUUCCAUUAAAAUCACCUCCAAAAAAGCACCAAAAAUUCCUGUUAGACUCAAAACCCCACAAAAAAAUAUAGCACAAAACAAAACUCCAGUAUUUUGUUCUUUACUAUAAAUCUUUGUCAGAUCAGAAAAAAUAAAAAAAAAAAUUUAUGUCCGAUUUAUUUGUCCGCCAUGGCUGAACUUGAACCACACGCGCCGUCGAAGGGCCUCAACAGGCCGUGUAUUCUACUCAUUACAAUAUCUGGGAUGGAGAGGUUUGCGUUCAAAGGGGUGGCGUCGAAUCUGGUGACGUAUCUGACUGACGUCAUGGGGAUGAGCAACUCGUCCGCCGCCAAAUUCGUGAACAGCUGGGUAGGGUUCACGUCGAUGUUGCCGCUGGUAAUAGCGACUCUUGCGGAUUCCUAUUGGGACCGACAUAACACGAUUUUAGCAUCUUCAGUGCUAUAUUCUGCGGGGCUAUUAGCUCUGACUUCGACAGCCGUUCGGUGGCCGUGGGCCCCACCACGGCACAAUACGCAUUCUGUCUCGUCUCUGUCGUGGUCCCUCUACAUGAUUUCCCUAGGCCAGGCUGGCUACAACCCUUCCCUUCAGGCUUUCGGCGCCGACCAGCUCGAAAAAAACGAGGAAAACGAUGACGAGUUGCCGGUUUCCAACACGUUAGACGAGGACAGGACAAAAGGCGGCGACUCGGAUAGAAAAAGCAAGUUCUUCCAGUGGUGGUAUUUCGGCAUAUGUUGCGGGAGCCUUUUGGGAGUCUCGGUUAUGUCGUACGUUCAGGACAACCUCGGAUGGGGGCUCGGAUUUGCUAUCCCCACUCUCUCCAUGCUCGUCUCCAUCGUUCUUUUCUCGUGCGGAAACCGAUUAUACGUUCGCAAGCGGAGUGGAAUUGCUAACGCCAGGUCGUUCGAGGUUGUCGUGCGUGCGGUCAAGGCGGCCGUGUCGAAGAUUGUCAACGGCGGUGGGACCCGCCAGCCUGGCGACAGCGACUAUGCAAUAGUCGAGUUGGAGCUCCAAGAGCAGGCCGCCCUUUGCGACCCGGACCCGCCAAACCCGGCCCGCUUACCCCCUCUCGAGGCCUUACGGGCCGUUCUCCGACUUCUCCCGAUUUGGACGACCCUACUCGUAUUCGCCGUCGUUUUCCAACAACCGGCGACUUUCUUCACGAAGCAAGGCUCGGCCAUGAACCGAGCAAUCGGCGGGACCCACUUCGAAAUCCCUCCCGCGGCCCUUCAAGGCUCGAUUACUAUUUCAAUCAUUCUUCUCAUGCCGCUCUAUGAUCGGGCCUUCAUCCCCCUUAUUCGGGCCCUGACGUGCGACCCGAACGGUGGGAUCUCGGUCGAGCGGAGGAUCGGGAUCGGCAUGUUUCUAUCCGUGGUCGCGAUGGUUGUUGCCGCGAUAACUGAGCGAAAACGCCGGCUCGCCGGAAAUAACUUGCCGAGCAUAUUCUGGCUUUUGCCGCAGUACGUGCUUUUGGGAAUUUCAGACAUAUUCACGGUUGUUGGGAUGCAGGAGUUUUUCUACUCCGAGGUGCCGGCCGGGAUGCGUACGGUGGGGAUCGCGCUCUACACGAGCGUUUUCGGGGUCGGGGGAUUCUUGAGUGCGGUGCUCAUAUCGGUGAUCGAGAGGCUCACGACUGAGUGGUUCGUGGAUGACAUGGCGAAGGCGCGGCUCGACAAGUACUAUUGGUUUCUAGCGGGCGCGAGUGCGGUUAGCUUGUUGGCGUUUGUAGGGCUUUGCAGGUGGUUUAGGGGGCACAACUUAGGUUUGUGAUUGUGGUUCUUUAUUUUAGUUGGAAAUUUGGAAUGGUUUGAGCCUCUUUUAAGAAAAUAUAGUUUGAAAGGGGAAAAAAUGAUUUUCCUAAUCAAUGAUGAGGUCGUGAGAUUGAUUGGUUUCACUUGAGAAUUGGAUUUGUAAUACAAGUAAUGUGUGUGUUUUAAUGGAAGAUAUGAGUCGACUCGAUUCACAUUUAACGGUUGAAGACUGUAG
Molecule: messenger RNA, 2169 nt
Organism: Striga asiatica
Lineage: Eukaryota; Viridiplantae; Streptophyta; Magnoliopsida; Lamiales; Orobanchaceae
Source: the annotation of a GenBank genome assembly